Achroia grisella is the source of this 946-nucleotide messenger RNA. RefSeq lists its product as uncharacterized. The transcript has 6 exons. The record is from RefSeq and is a predicted model, not a curated record. NCBI's taxonomy places the organism in Eukaryota, Metazoa, Arthropoda, Insecta, Lepidoptera, Pyralidae. Bases 157 to 930 code for a protein of 257 amino acids.
UUAAGUAGUGUCAAUUCUGACCGAAACGAAAUUAAUUCGAUCCAAAUCCGAGAUGGAUACGAUAUUAUUGAUUUAAUUAAUUAAUAUUAUUAAAGUGUAUUAACAAUUAAAAGGAAAUUAAUAUAUGUAAACAUCUUUUUCAAAAAUUCAUAUAAAAUGGAUUCAGGAGACUAUAAAACUAGAAAACAAGUGAACUAUGAUCAGCUGAAAGCAAUGAUAGAUUUCUUGAAAGAGCACCAACAACUAGCCAAGGGUCUGAUGAGAGGCCGUCGAGGGAAGCUUCAUACACUUAAGUUGUGGAACCUUUGUGCAAAGAAACUGAAUGGACACAAAGGUGGAGCUGUUAAAGAUGGCAAAGGAUGGUCAAAGUAUUGGUGUGAUUGGAAAUAUAGAGUUCGUAGAAGAGCCCUAGAGUUAAAGGCAGCAAAGGACAGCAACCGGCCAGCUCCUGACAUCACACCAUUAUCAAACCUUGAGGAAUCCAUAUUAAGUAUAAUCGGGGAUAAUGCUGUUGAUGAUGUUGUCAUUAAAAGUGAUCCUCUGGCUCAAGGUGAUACCGAUGAAGAUGAACCAGAUAACACAGAAAUUAAUGAUGACAUCACAGACAAUCAAUUUACAGUGAGUGAACCUGUAUAUAAUAAAAAGAAGAAACGACGGUAUUCGUCCAGAGAUCUAUCAGAUUUGGAUGAUGGUGCUGGACCAAGCAGCCCUCCAGCACGGAAAGCCAGGGUGGGUGUCAGAAAUGGUGAUACAGAGGAUACAGACAACGAUGACGAAGCCUCAGAAUUCUUAAGUUUGGAAAGAGAAAAAUUAGAAAAUAGCAAAAAAAUGUGCGAUUCGAUACAAACAAUAGCCUCCGAAAUUACUAGGCUGGCUGACAUCAUGAGUCAUAUUAGAGAUGUUAUACUAAAUAAUCGAAUUACUAUAUAAAAUUUUGGCUAUUAUU